This is a messenger RNA of Zingiber officinale, 2535 nucleotides long. Its product is annotated as zinc finger MYM-type protein 1-like. NCBI's taxonomy places the organism in Eukaryota, Viridiplantae, Streptophyta, Magnoliopsida, Zingiberales, Zingiberaceae. Gene Ontology annotation, molecular function: protein dimerization activity. The coding region runs from base 1 to 2535 and encodes 844 amino acids. The transcript is spliced from 4 exons. The record is from RefSeq and is a predicted model, not a curated record.
AUGGCCAGAGUAGAGAGGGUCGAACAAGGGCGGCUGGCAAGGCCAGUCAUUGGCUCCUACGGCCGACAUGGCCAGCCGCUGGCUCCCGCGGCCGGUCACGACCAGCCGUUGGCUCCGCAGUCAGCCGCAGCUAGCCGCUGGCUCCCACGGCCGACCGCGGCUAGCCGCUGGCUCCCGCAGUCGGGCACGGCCAGCUCCCGCGGUCGGCCGUGGCCUCCCACGGUGGCCAGCGAGAGGCACGACAUCUCGCGCGCGGCCAGUGCGAGGCGCAACCUCCCGCGGCGACCAACACAAGGGGCGACCUCUUGCGCCAGGACAAUGGCAACCGCCGGUGGAUGGGUUUCGAUGAUUAUGUUUCUGAAAUAUUAUGUUGAUGAUAAAUUAGGUGAAAUAACAAUGUUGAGGUAUUUUAAGAAAAUACGAGAUGAACCUACUUCAAACAAGUCAUCUCCCCCUCCACCACCUCCUCCUCCUCCGCCUCCUCUACCAGCUCCUCUUGAUGCUGACUCAAAUGAGUAUCCUAGUGAUCCUGGGCUAAGAAAGCACAUUCUUAAGUAUAAUGUUAAUGAAAGGGAGAUUGUUCGACGUUACUAUUUGCAAAAAGGUCCUUUUCAACCUAAAAAUCAUGAAUUUCCUUGGCGUUCUUGUCCCAAAGAGAAACGAAGAUUUCGAGCUAUAUGGUUUAGUCUUCAUCCUAAUUGGCUAGAAUACAGCAUUGCAAAAGAUGCGACUUUUUGUCUUUAUUGCUAUUUAUUCAAAGCGGAUCAUGGUGGUCAAAGUGGUGGUGAUUCUUUUGUUACUGAGGGAUUUAAAAAUUGGAGAAAGAAAGAAAAAUUUAAUGAACAUGUUGGAAAUCAGAGCAGCAUUCACAACAGGUGCAUGAUGGCGGCUUAUGAUUUAAUGAAUCAAAAACAACAUAUUGAAACUUGUUUGGUCAAUCAGUCUAGUCAAGUAGCUAUUGAUUAUCGUGUUUGUUUGACAGCAUCAAUUGAUUGCAUAAGAUUUCUUGUGCGUCAAGGAUUAGCAUUUCGUGGUCAUGAUGAAUCAACUAACUCACUCAAUCAUGGUAAUUUUCUUGAAUUGUUAAGAUUUCUUGCUGACCAUAAUGAGGAUAUCAAUAGAGUUCCACUAGACAAUGCUCCCUCAAAUCUCAAAUUGACAUCGCCUGAUAUUCAGAAAGAUAUUAUCAGAUCCAUUGCUUAUUUAACCACUAAUUCUAUUCUUGGAGAUCUCGGUGAUGAAUUAUUUACUAUAUUGGUUGAUGAGGCUCGUGAUAUAUCUGUUAAAGAACAAAUGGCAUUGCUUUACGAUUUAUUAUCUAUAUCUAAUUUGCGGGGGCAAGGAUACGAUGGAGCUAGCAAUAUGAAAGGAGAAUUCAAUAGCUUAAAAAGCUUAAUUAUGAUGGAAAAUCCUUCUGCUUAUUAUGUUCAUUAUUUUGCUCAUCAACUGCAACUUACACUUGUAGCUGUUGUUGAAAAUCAUAUAAGAAUUUCUACUUUUUUUGAUGUGGCUGCACAAUUGAACAAUAUUGUUGGAGCGUCAUGCAAGCGAAGAGAUAUACUUCGUGAGAAACAAUUUGAAAAAGUUAUUAAAGGAAUUUGCAAUUGUGAUAUCUUCACUGGACAAGAGGAGGGAAAAGAUCACAAGCAAAGGGCACAAGCAAAUAAUCUGUUGGAAUUGAUUAGAAAAUAUGAAUUUAUAUUUCAGAUGCACUUAAUGAAGAAUAUCUUGGGAGUCACGAAUGAUUUGUCGCAAGCUUUACAAAGAAAAGAUCAAGACAUUGUAAAUGCCAUGAUUCUUGCAAGAUCAAGCAAACAUCAAUUGCAAACUAUGAAAGAUGAUGGUUGGGAUUUGUUACUGAAUGAAGUUUCUUUAUUUUGUGUUAAGUAUGAGGUAGUCACCCCGCGCAUGGAAGACUUGUUCGUCUUUCAUGGGAGAUCACGACGAAAUAUUGAAGGAAGGACAAAUCUUCACUAUUACCGUGUUGAAACGUUUUAUGAAGUGAUAGAUUUGCAACUUCAGGAGUUGAACAGUCGCUUUAACGAGGUGAACACGGAGUUGUUGUUGUGUAUGAGUUGUCUUGAUCCAUCAAAUUCAUUCUCUGCUUAUGAUAAGAGAAAAUUACUUCAGUUUGCUCAAUUUUAUCCAUCCGAUUUUUCCCCAAUAGAGUUAAUGCAUCUUGAGCCCCAACUUGAUAACUUUAUUUUUGAUAUGCGGAGUAGCAAUCAAUUCUCUGAGGUUGUGGGGAUUAGCCAGCUUGCUAAAAGGAUGGUUCAAUUGAAAAAACAUCGUUUGUAUCCUUUGGUGUAUUUACUUUUGAAGUUAGCAUUGCUAUUACCUGUUGCAACUGCAACUGUAGAGAGAGUGUUUUCAGCAAUGAAAAUAAUCAAAACCUCACUUCAAAAUCAGUUGGGAGAUGAUAUGGUAAAUGAUUGUUUGAUACCAUAUAUUGAGCGAGAUGUGUUUGAUACCAUUGAUAAUGAAGCUAUUAUUCAGCAUUUUCAAAAUAUGAAAUCUCGAAGAGUGAUAUUGUAA